AUGUUAAAGCUUUCAAGUACCGGAUCAAUCUCAUUCUCGGUCACAUGUAUGUCUGUAAUGAGAACUCGAGAAACUGGCAACCACGGGUAUCGAUUAUCGAUAAACAAAUAAAUGACCACACAGGGAGAAAGAACUUUUGCAACCACCAUUUUUGCACAGCCUUUGAUCGAGUUGUCGUUGUCGUUGUCACUUGGUGGCGCCCACACAAAGUUUAAAAGUCUCCCACAAAUUAUCAGCUGCACCUUGUUGCUACUACCCAGCUUUCUUCCAAGUCGUUUCUCCAACCAAUAUCAUACCCCUCGUCUCCCUAGCAACAGCCUAAACUUUGGUUAGUGCCCUAAGAGAAGCCAAGAUUCCGCCGUGAUUGAUACUUCCAAUAAAAGCUGCCCAAACACCAGCAUACUUAUGACCUUAUCAGACAAGAAAGGGGUCGGAAUGACCGUACCUCCCACCAACAAGAGCCAAAGCCAACACCAUCUGCAGGUGGAGGAUGAAGUGGAUGUCGAUUCCUUAAUGAUGGAUCUCGAACAACCCGAAAAGUCUCCAGCAGAAGGGUUUGCCAUGGCCAGAUCAUCGUCUUUCACCGUCGCCAGUGGGGUUUCUACCAUCAUGGAAUCGCUGACCCCCAAGGAUCUUGACAUGUUGGCGCACCUUCUCAAGCCAAAAAUGCUGGCUCAGAGUCAAAACAAACAGAAUCUGGAGGAAUGUGCAUUGCCAACAAUGAAUUCGGCCAGUGACGAGGACGAGAAGGAUGACUCGGAGUGGCAUAAUCCCUACAGUGAAAGUACCUACUCUCUCUUCUACUUGUGCAGUGCCGAUAGCUUGGCAUUCUGGUAUGCCAUCUUUGUCUAUGUCAUCCAGAUCGCAACUAUUCUGCUGACAUUGAUUGACAUUGUUGACUGGAGUGGAAAUAGACUCAACAUGCCACCCAAUGUUGACUUGAUUGUGACUAUUGCUCAAGGUGUCGCCCUUUUCCAGGCCUUGGCAUUUCAAUCAGACCUCCUUGAAGUUGUCGCAAAAUUUAAGGAUGGCUUCCAUCCAGAGGUGCUCGAAAAACAUCCUGGAGCAACCUAUGCUACUUGGCUUCUGUCUUGUAUUGCUCAGCUCAUGGCUGGCCUUCUCCUACUUUUGACCAUCUACAUCUUGACCAUGCAAGUUGACAGUGUAUUGGGAAUCAUGCUCAAUUUUGCAGCACUUCACUUCAUGGCAGACAUCGACAAUGUGGCAUUCGACCUCGCCAAGGCAGGCUUCAUGGGAAACAGGCUCCAGAGUGCUGCCAAUGAUGUGGCCGACUUCCAAGUCCGCAAGCCAUCAGAAGAGCAAGGGUUUCUACAACGUUCGUGGAAGGCUGGGGUCUUUCUUUCGAUCCUUGUUGUUAUGGUGGCUGGAUGGAUUACUAUUGUGGUCUUUCGGACAUCAGGCAAAUACAUGUGCAACAGCAUCAUUGUGAAUAUGGGAGAUACUUUUGUUCCCUCCCUUGGCACAUUUAACGGCCUUUAUGAUUUGGAUUUCUCAACUGGGUCCGGGCUAGAGUGGCGAGCGGAGUACGUGGAGAGACGCUCUGUGGAAAUUGACACGCCUGGUAGAGGUGUCUUUGGGUACUGCAAUCACAUCAAUGCUUGGACAUUUCGGGUGCAACCAAAGGACAAUCAGAAUGAUUCAGGUCCUUGUGACUGGAUUGCCAGGUCUUCCGAAACAGACACCUAUGAUAUCACAGAGACUGGGAGAAUCCAGUGGUUUGCCCGUGAUGAAACACACCGCGAAGUGGUGCUGGAGCCAUUUAGCCUCUUUUGCUUUGACUGCUCCAACGAGGAUGCCGAAGGAAGCGAUGACUGUGGCGGCAAAGGAACCUGCAGCAAUGCUGUCUGUGACUGUGAGGAUGGAUGGUAUGGGCUGAGAUGCGAGUUUGUACACCCCUGCUCUUGGAUUGACCUUGAUGCUCGGACUGAUAAGUUUGCCAGUACUAGGGAUUGGGCAAGUGGCUACCAGUCCAUUGAUUUGGGCAAUGGCUCACUGGUGGAAGCAUACCACCGACCAGUCUACAUCCAUGAGUAUGAGAGUGGCGAAUAUGAUGUGGUCAUGUUCACUGGUGGGCGUUGGGCUUUGACUUCUUCUGUUUUCUUGCCUCAUGCCGGAAGGAUCCCUUCCAAUGCUCUAUCUGAUGGCCAGGAUGAUGUUGGCUCUGAUAUUGGAAACUUCUUCAAGUACACCUUCCAUGGAUUCAAGGGAUUCUCUGCCAAUUUCUCUGUUGCCUUCUUCAGUGACUACAUGGAAAUGGGGACACACUGGAGCUCUAGCUCUCCAGUUGGAUUCUCAUGGUUCUUCGCUGAAGAAGCCAUAGCUGAUAACCAGAAUCAGGGAAUUGGGAAUGGCAUUUCUACUGAGUUUCUUUGUCACGUCUGUGAGGAGUCCUCAAACCCUUGCCUUUAUGAUGGCAAAUGUCUUGAAGGGGAAUGUGUGUGCUCCCUUGACUCUUUUGGAAGUCUUUGUGAAAUCCCACCCGUCCGCAAUGGACACUGCGACCCUUUCUUCAAUAUACCUGAGUUCAAAAUGGAUGGCGGGGAUUGCUGUGAAUCUACUUGUGUAAGCACAUCUCAGUAUGUUUGUGGGGCUGAAACAGAUGGCUAUGUCAACACAGGAUUCAACUACUGCAAGCAGGCAAAUGAUAAAUGGCAAAGCACUCUAUUGAAUGGAGAUGCCGGCUCCUAUUCUGGUUAUGCCGUGGAUCUUUCCAGGGGGUCCUUGGCUGUGUCGGAGCUGUUGCAGGACCGUGUCCGCAUCUAUGACAAGGUUGGGUCCUCCUGGGUCCUUCGAGAUACUAUCUUGGGGUCCCCAAACACAAGAUUUGGAACAGGAGUACUAGGCCUCUCUUCUGGACCCUUCAACGUGGCCAGCAACCCAAGCUUCAGAGCCCCCCUUACAGUUGCUGUCCAAGAUGGCUAUCGAACUCUUCGAAUCUACAGAUGCAACUUUCAUGGUUGUACACUUUCACAAGAGAUCCCACUGGUUUAUGACUUUGCUUUGUCCGACGAUGGUACAGUUCUUGGAACAUCUUUAUUUGUAUCUGGUCAGGCUCCCAAAGCUAUUCGGGUUUAUGAGGCGCAAGAAGGAUUAUUUGAGUUUCGAGCAGACUUAAAUGUUACAAGAAAUGGUACCCUGGCUGAUGUCCAUUCCUUGUCAUUGAGUGGAGAUGGUAGCAGAAUCGCUGUGCAAUCCCAAAUCAAAGGAAUACACCCAAUCACAAACUUCCCCGUUGUUAUUGAUGAAUACAUUGUGGUCAUGGCCUGGGAUGAGUUAAGUGGUGACUAUGAUGUUGAAACUGAGUUUCGGUUUGAGUCUCAUGUGAACAAUGUUCACAUGUCUAUUUCACUGGCAUGGAGUCGAGAUGGGAAUGUUCUUGGCUAUGGCUUGCCAGUGUGUUCGGACCGACAGCUUCAUAUCCAAGCACUCAAUGACGAAGGGGAGUGGGUGCCUCGGGCUUCCCCCACAACAAAUAUCACAGACUGCAUUGACAGUGAUCGCCCUUAUGUAAACAAUGCCUUGUCACUUUCAGGUGAUGGAUCAAUGAUCGCCUUCAGGGUUGGUACACUUGUUAGAGUUUUUGAGUGGCAAUCUGAAGCUGAAUCUUGGAAUGACGUGAGUAAUCCUUUUCCAUUGACCCAUUACCCAGUUUCCAUGUCUUCAAGUGGAAGGGAGCUGGCUGUCGGAACUCCUCAAGAUGGCAUUGGCGGAGUCACCACAGUUUACUCACUACCUGGAUCAAAGGAGUGCCCCACUGGCAUGUCACUCCUACGCCUAUCGCUGACCCUUGAUAGGCUCCCCAGAGAUGUUGUUUGGAAUCUUAUGGACAAUGUUACUGGUGCGAUUCUCUUUGAGCAAGAAACGUACCCAGAGGAAUAUGCCUUUGCAACAAUUGUUGAGGAGGUUUGCAUCCCAGCUGAUUCUUGCUACGCAUUUACAAUGUACAACAGGGAGGAGCAUGGCAUGCAAGCCCCUGGGCAAUUUGGCCUCUUCAUGGAUGGCGAAAAAGUUGUACAUGGAUCCUUUGAUGGCCUCUUUGUGAAGGAAUACUUUGGGAACUGUUUAUCUUGCCCUGCUGGUACUGAGAGGCUUAGCAUCAUGAUGCUUGCAUGCGAACAGAUACCAUGGGCACUGGGCAAGUUCAUUGAAGCCAAGAAUGAGACGGACUCCUCAAGCACAGACUCAUCAAGCAGCAACUCUUCGAGCACAGACUCCUCGAGCGAUUCAGAGGAUGAAAUGGAGGUCCCAUCAGUCUGUAGUGAACGUUUUGACUCGGAGGACUGUUCCAAUUGGAUUUCCUAUGAAACAUGCUUGGACCCAACAGAGUGCUACGCAUUCCAAUUCCUUUCUAAUCUUCAAGCCCUUGUUGAAAUUGUGUUUGGGGAGCAAACAGAAAGACCAAGUUUGCAAGUGGUGUGUGGAAUGUAUACAACUGCUGUUGGGAAUGCAGAGAAGUGCUGGACAGAAAAUGCCACAACCGUUCAUUUCCAAAAUGACACUUUGGAUUUCCAAGAAUAAUACAUAAACAUUUAUGAUUUUUUGACG
This is a messenger RNA of Seminavis robusta, 4566 nucleotides long. The record is from the annotation of a GenBank genome assembly. Lineage: Eukaryota; Bacillariophyta; Bacillariophyceae; Naviculales; Naviculaceae.